Molecule: messenger RNA, 2702 nt
Organism: Elaeis guineensis (African oil palm)
Lineage: Eukaryota; Viridiplantae; Streptophyta; Magnoliopsida; Arecales; Arecaceae
Molecular function (GO): GTPase activity; GTP binding
Source: RefSeq, a predicted model, not a curated record
GUUAAAUAUACUCACCAACGCACUGUCGGAGUCCGUCAUCCGAUCGACCAUGGACUUUGCGUUCUAAGCGGGUUCUGUUCACUUUCCUUAAUCGUAUACACCAGUGAGAUGGGAACGGGACGCAGGCGAAGUGGAACCGCCGAAUCCAUCGUUCUUCGAGGGAUUUUGCGUUAUAAAAGUAGGAGAAGAAGAGGAAUAAAUCAACUGCUCUGUGCUUUUCUCAUUUCGAUCGGCCCCUAAUCCAGGAUCCAGAUUAGUUUCUCCUGCGAAGGCGUUCGAACCGAUUAGGUUGAGGAGUGAUUCGGAAGCAGAGAUAAGGGUGGCGUAAGGAAGGAUUAGGAAAAAUGCCUCGAAAAGUUAAUUAUGGACUUGACUAUGAUGAAGACUAUGAUGCAUAUGAUGAUUAUGAUGAUUAUGACUAUGAUUAUGGUGCCGAAGGCAAUGGUUAUGAAAAUGAUAAUGGUAUGGAAGGAGAUGGAAAAUCGUCUCAGCAAGCCACUAAAGUUAGCAGACCUCAGAUGUGGCAGUGCUCCAUUUGCACAUAUGAUAAUGAUGAGAGUUCAUUGUCUUGUGAGAUAUGUGGAGUUAUCCGUGAUUGCUCUGUCAACUUUAGUGACAAUGCUGUUGGCAUGUCCAAAAGUUCAGGAGCAUCUAUAAUGGGCAAGUCCAAUAUUGCACAAGUGCCUUCUGCACCUCUCCAAACCAAAAUAACUUCUGUGGAUUUUCCAAGUAAAAAAGCUAGCAAGUCGUUUGAGAAAGUUCACAUGGUGCAGUCAGCUUCUACCAGGGCAGCCGCCAAUGUCAACAAAGAGGGGAUAUCUGUAACUAGUGAAAUAAUUGACAAGUCAUCUGUUUCAUUGUCUAAAGCCAAUCCUUUGGAUGAAAAUGAGAGCAGCAGUGCCAGGGAUGUUGAAGAUGCAACAAAAAAUCUAGCCAGCAACCUAGACCAUUUGAAGCUGAAUAAGGAUACUGUGAAUCGUAAAAAAGCAGCUUCACAUGCUCAGUACAAGCCAGAGAAAUGGAUGUUCCUGGACCAAGAACAAGGAAGUCUGAGCCAGUUAAAUCUUGCAAUAGUUGGUCAUGUUGAUUCUGGAAAAUCAACACUCUCUGGGAGAUUGCUCCAUCUUUUGGGACGAAUAUCGAAGAGAGAAAUGCACAAGUAUGAGAAGGAGGCGAACGAAAUGGGAAAAGGAUCAUUUGCUUAUGCAUGGGCAAUGGAUGAAAGUUCUGAAGAGAGGGAGAGGGGUAUAACAAUGACAGUGGCUGUUGCAUAUUUUGACUCAAAGAAAUAUCGCAUUGUUUUACUGGACUCCCCUGGCCACAAGGAUUUCGUCCCAAAUAUGAUAUCUGGUGCUACACAAGCAGAUGCAGCCAUUCUUGUUGUUGAUGCAUCCAUUGGGUCCUUCGAAGCAGGUAUGGAUGGUAAUGGUGUUGGACAGACAAGGGAGCAUGCCCAACUUAUCAGAAGUUUCGGUGUCGAGCAAAUUAUUGUUGCUGUUAAUAAGAUGGAUGUGGUUGGAUACUCAAAGGAAAGAUUUGAUUUCAUAAAAUUGCAUCUCAGCUCCUUUCUACACUCUUGUGGAUUCAAGGAUUCAUCAGUGACUUGGAUACCUAUUAGUGCCGUGGAAAACCAGAAUUUGGUCAAAGCUUCUUCUGAUGUGCGUUUAUCUGGCUGGUAUCAAGGACUAUGCCUGUUGGAUGUGAUAGACUCUCUGCAGCCUCCUCUACGGGAUGUUUCAAAGCCACUUAUUCUUCCUAUAUGUGAUGUCAUCAAGUCACAAUCCAUGGGACAAGUGGCAGCUUGCGGGAAACUAGAGACAGGAGCUAUCCAAAAUGGUUCAAAGGUUUUAGUAAUGCCUUCAGGGGAUUUAGCUAUGGUACGAUCUAUCGAACGAGAUUCUAGUAGAUGCAGUGUAGCAAGAGCUGGUGACAAUGUAGCUGUCAGCUUGCAGGGCAUAGACUCAGGUCUUGUGAUGCCUGGUGGAGUGCUAUGUCAUCCUGAUUUCCCUGUGCCUGUGGCUACCCGUUUGGAACUGAAGAUCAUUAUCUUGGACAUUGCAUCACCUAUUCUAAUUGGGUCUCAGGUCGAAUUUCAUAUAUAUCAUGCAAAAGAAGCUGCAAGGGUGGUAAAGAUAUUGUCGUUGCUGGAUCAGAAGACUGGGAAGGUCUCUAGAGUGGCACCGCGGAUCCUUAAAGCCAAACAGAAUGCUGUAAUAGAGGUUGCACUUGAUAGGGCAGUAUGUGUGGAAGAAUAUUCCAAAUGCCGGGCUCUUGGAAGGGCAUUUUUGCGAUCCUUGGGAAGCACCAUUGCGGUUGGUGUUGUUACCCGGGUAAUUGAGUGAUUUGUAGCUCCUUGGGCAGCAUCUAUUAAUAAACAUGAUGAAUUCAUGGAAAUUACCAAAACCACCAUCAUAUAUGCACAAGAACCAUGGUUCAUCAGAGGUGCAAAAAAAAAAAAAAUAAUAAUAAUAAUAAAAUAGAGCAGCCCCACAAAGGCUAUGGGCAGUUUUGGCUUGUUUUUGGUUCUUGUAGAUUUAUGUCAUGUAUGUAAUGUAUGGUCAUUGCACUUUAUGGUUCUAUGUGCUUGAGCUGCUACUAAAUUUAUUACUAGAUUUUUAACUGAGUUGGUAUGGGGAUUAUAGAGGCACUGUAAUUCGGUUAUUUAUAUAGUUUCAUUGGCUGUAUUAUCUUUUUGGAUCUCA